AUGAACUGCGCCGACAACUCUGGCGCCCGUAACCUCUACAUCAUCUCCGUCAAGGGUAUCGGUGCCCGCCUCAACCGUCUCCCCGCCGGUGGUGUUGGUGACAUGGUUAUGGCCACUGUCAAGAAGGGAAAGCCUGAGCUCCGCAAGAAGGUCAUGCCCGCCGUCAUUGUCAGGCAGUCAAAGCCCUGGAGACGCGCCGACGGUAUGUUCCUCUACUUCGAGGACAACGCCGGUGUCAUUGUCAACCCCAAGGGUGAGAUGAAGGGUUCCGCCAUCACUGGCCCCGUCGGAAAGGAGGCUGCUGAACUCUGGCNNCCGUAA
Molecule: messenger RNA, 321 nt
Organism: Aureobasidium vineae
Lineage: Eukaryota; Fungi; Ascomycota; Dothideomycetes; Dothideales; Saccotheciaceae
Source: the annotation of a GenBank genome assembly